Messenger RNA from Penicillium longicatenatum, 1152 nucleotides. It is a transcript of the gene snf4, whose product is annotated as AMP-activated serine/threonine-protein kinase regulatory subunit SNF4. The record is from RefSeq and is a predicted model, not a curated record. The transcript is spliced from 5 exons. The coding region runs from base 1 to 1152 and encodes 383 amino acids. Lineage: Eukaryota; Fungi; Ascomycota; Eurotiomycetes; Eurotiales; Aspergillaceae.
AUGACGAAGGCGGAAGACACUCGGCCUCAACUCACCGGGCCCUUCCUCUCCCUCGGUCACGCGCCUUUCGUGCAGCCAUCCUCGUACCUUCGCCCUCCAAUGGCCCCCGAGAGACCAAUCGAUCGGGAAGAGCGUCAAGGCCUGCGUGCCAUUCGCAAUUUCCUGAAAGUCCGCAACAGCUACGACGUCCUCCCGUUGAGUUUCCGCCUCAUUAUUUUCGAUACCUCCCUCUCUGUCAAAGAGAGCUUGAAUAUUCUCAUCCAAAAUGGCAUGUGCAUCGUCUCAGCCCCGUUGUGGGACUCGAAAGCUUCGAAAUUCGCAGGUCUUCUGACCACUUCCGACUAUAUCAAUGUGAUUCAGUAUUAUUUCCAGAACCCCGCGGCUCUCGAUCAAAUCGACCAAUUCCGGCUAGAUAGCUUGCGAGGUGCGUUCCGUCCCCACUUACCCACUUGGGCUACAGAGUCGCCAGGAGAUGUGCAGGCUGACCAUUACUAUUUGACAGAUGUGGAGAAGGCAUUGGGCGUUGCGCCACCUGAGACAAUCUCUAUUGACCCCGAACGUCCCCUUUACGAAGCAUGUCGUCGCAUGCUUGAGUCGCGCGCCCGUCGUAUUCCCCUCGUUACCAAUGACAGCCAGACAGACCGCUCCCAUGUCCUCAGCGUUAUUACCCAAUACCGUAUCUUGAAGUUCGUGGCUGUUAACGUCCCGGACACUCAGAUGCUGCGCCGUCCAUUGGGGGAGCUCAAGGUGGGCACAUAUACUAAUAUUGCGACAGCGUCGAUGGACACGCCUGUCAUUGAUGUGAUUCAUAUUCUGGUCGAGCGAAGCAUUUCUAGUAUGCCGAUUUUGAAUUCAGAUGGCGUUGUCUACAAUGUAUUCGAGUCGGUAGACGUUAUUGCUCUGAUCCGAGGUGGCGUCUAUGAUGACUUAAGUCUCACCGUGGGAGAGGUACUAAAGAAGCGAUCACCGGAAUUCCCGGGUAUCUACACCUGCUCACUCAACGACGGACUCGACACAAUCUUCGACACGAUCCGUAAAUCUCGGGUCCACCGUUUAGUCGUGGUAGAUGAACACUUCAAGCUCAAGGGUGUCCUCACCCUCAGUGAUAUUCUCCACUACAUCCUGCUCGAGGGUGAAACUGACGAAGUAUGA